UUCGGUGUGGGAUCACCACACUCUACAUUCUUCACUCUGCAAUCUAUCAAAAUUUUCUAUAUAUUUUACCUUUAACGAUCUCUAAAGUUUAUUCACCAAAAUGAAGAUUUUUGAGUGGAUGCAAAACAGAAUCAAUGGGAGCAAUGGAAAAAACAAACGUACUUCAUCGAUUUCAUCUAUCCAUUACACGAAGCAUGAACCUUGCAAACAAGAGUUCAGUGACUGGCCUCAAGCACUCCUUGCAAUUGGAACGUUUGGGAGCAACACCAUGAAAGAAGAUUCGGGUGGAAGGAGUAAAAACACUGUGGAGGAUUCAUCUUCCUUCAAGGAUUGCAAACAAGAGAUCACGCUAGAAGAAGUUGCAAAUCUUCAGAAUGAGUUCUGCAUAUUCUUUAAAGGGCGAGUGGAGCCAAAUUUGGGAGGUGAACAAGAAGAACACACCAAUGAUCUGACCAAGGAUUGUUUGAACAGUGAGCAUUCUGAAGCUAAAGAAAAUGAAUCUCUUUCUGAUGGCUCCAAUGCCAUGCGAGGUAAUUUCUACCCAAGCAAGAGUAUAGUGUUUAGCAGGGGAAAAGAUUAUUGUUUGGAUCAUAGCAGUAAGAGAGGUGUUGGGAAGAAAUCACUCUCUUUUCUUCUUAAGAAGAUGCUUGCUUGCAAAAGUGGUUUUCAACCCACCCCUUUGUUCAAAGAUCCACUUUCCACUGAGUCCAGAAUGGAGAAGAUUUUGAGGGCAAUACUUCACAAAAAGAUAUAUCCCCAAGGUUCAUGUUCAACUACACCGUUCAUAAACAAGUACCUUGAAGCCACACCAAUUUCUCAGUUUGAUGAUGAUGAGGACAAUGAAGAUGGUGAUGAUGAAGAGGAACUCGCUACUGUUUCAGAAAAUGGAAGUAAAUGGGUGAAGACUGAUUCUGAAUAUAUUGUUCUUGAGAUAUGAUUGGUUUGUUUUGCUGUACCUGAACCACUGUGAUUAUGCAUGCUGAAGUCUUCGCAUGGAAGGUAGUAGCAUAAACAGCAUGGAAGAUAUGAAGUAGUGUUCCUACUCUUUUGGAUGUAUGAAUCAUGCCAAGGAAAGCUGACAAACAGGAAGAAGAAUCUGGAAAAGUUCUAUGUUUUUUACAACUUUAAUGUAGUCCAUGAAUGUCACAACAUAAUCCAGUUUCUUAUGGAUGAGAUCUUAACUUCUGUAUUUGUAAUAAAGUGUGAUUAAUUUAACAAUAACAAGCUUUUUUUUCUUAUCUUUU
Vigna angularis (adzuki bean) is the source of this 1244-nucleotide messenger RNA. RefSeq names its product protein NEGATIVE GRAVITROPIC RESPONSE OF ROOTS. Lineage: Eukaryota; Viridiplantae; Streptophyta; Magnoliopsida; Fabales; Fabaceae. The transcript has 5 exons. Gene Ontology annotation, biological process: regulation of growth; gravitropism. The coding region runs from base 101 to 937 and encodes 278 amino acids. The record is from RefSeq and is a predicted model, not a curated record.